This is a messenger RNA of Lathyrus sativus (Indian pea), 1413 nucleotides long. The record is from the annotation of a GenBank genome assembly. Lineage: Eukaryota; Viridiplantae; Streptophyta; Magnoliopsida; Fabales; Fabaceae.
AUGGGCGCAUAUUGCAACGACGCCGUUUCAUUUCCACCGCGUUACGACGUCGUUUCCUCUCGAGACAAACACGUUCAUGACAACGUCCAUGGCAACAUCUUCAUUGAUUCUCUUUGUUUGAAGUUCAUUGACACUGAACAGUUUCAGAGGCUUCGUGAGUUGAAACAACUCGGUUUCACACACUUGGUGUAUCCGGGUGCUGUCCAUUCCAGAUUCGAGCAUUCUCUUGGAGUGUAUUGGAUUGCUGGUCAAUCUGUUGAAAAGCUUAACAGUUAUCAAGGCAUGGAGCUUGGUAUUGAUAAAUUUGAUAUGCAAACAGUGAAACUUGCUGGACUAUUGCAUGAUGUAGGACACGGGCCAUUCAGUCACUUGUUUGAACGGGAGUUUCUUCCUCAAGUUAACAGCGGUUCUCAUUGGUCACAUGAACAAAUGUCGGUCAACAUGGUUGAUUAUAUAGUUGAGGAACACAAUAUUGAUAUUGAAUCUCAGAUGUUAAAAAGAGUCAAGGAGAUGAUAUUGGCAAGCUCCGAAUUUUCUCUUCCUAGGAGCUCAAGUGAGAAAAGUUUCCUGUAUGAUAUUGUUGCAAAUGGACGAAAUGGAAUCGAUGUUGACAAAUUUGAUUAUAUUGCCCGUGAUUGUCGAGCUUGUGGUCUUGGAUGCAACUUUGAGUUUCAAAGGUUAAUGGAGACCAUGCGGGUCUUGGAUGAUGAGAUUUGUUAUCGUGCGAAGGACUAUCUUACAAUCCACAAGUUGUUUGCCACUCGGGCUGAUCUGUAUAGAACAGUUUAUACACAUCCAAAAGUAAAGGCAAUUGAGCUUAUGGUGGUUGACGCACUUGUGCAAGCAAAUGCUUAUUUGCAGAUUUCAGAUACCAUUCAAGAUCCAGCUGAAUACUGGAAGCUGGAUGAUUCAAUAAUCAAAACCAUCGAGACUUCUCCAUUGGAAGAACUGAAGGAAGCUAGAGAGUUGAUUCUGCGCAUUCGAAGGAGGAACCUGUACCAGUUUUGUAACGAGUAUGCUGUUCCAAGGGAUAUAAUGGAUAAUGUUAAGAAAGUCACUCCACAGGAUAUAGUUUGUUCCCAGAAAAAUGGCGGAGUUAUGUUGAAAGAGGAGGAUGUCGCUGUUAGUAACGUCAAAAUUGAUUUGACUCGCGGAAAGCACAAUCCUCUAGAAAGCAUCCACUUUUUCAAGGAUUAUGAAAGUGACGAGAAAUUUACAAUUCCUGAUGAGCGCAUAAGCCACUUGUUGCCUACAUCUUAUCAAGAUAUGAUUGUAAGAGUGUACUCAAAAAAGCCAGAACUGGUGGAAACAAUUUCAGAGGCAUUUGAAAAUUAUCAGCUUAAAACAUACGGAAUCAAAGCACAGGUACAUUCAACACCAAAGAAGAAACGUGGUUAUGAUUCAUGUGUAUGA